This is a messenger RNA of Fusarium redolens, 1280 nucleotides long. RefSeq lists its product as uncharacterized. The record is from RefSeq and is a predicted model, not a curated record. The transcript has 3 exons. Lineage: Eukaryota; Fungi; Ascomycota; Sordariomycetes; Hypocreales; Nectriaceae. Bases 285 to 1085 code for a protein of 266 amino acids.
UUUAACCCACUCACGUCGCAGGGAUAUUAUUAGCCAUGCUACGACAACGAGAACAUGGGGGCCAACAUGAACCAUGAUUUGCGGAUUGGAUGCGGUCAGCUUACAGAUCGUAGCCCGUAAUACCAUUUUGAAACCACUUAGCGAAAAGGAUCGUCGUUAUAAAGGCUCCAAGCUGCGCCCCCCAUUAAAUCCUGCCUGACUGAUCCGCUCCUUUUCCCUGUCUCUUGGUUCUUCUUUUUCAUUCAUUGUUUCGGUAGCGGUUUUUAAUUGUCUUGAGUUACGCAAUGAGUCAACAACAGCAUCUUCCGGACAGUGAAGGCCUUCAGGUCAAUACGGACGCUGAACAAGCUGCUAAAGCUCCAGAAGUAGCUCCCGGUUACGAUAACGGCAAUUAUUAUAUCCCUCCCGGGUAUCAUCACCCUCAGCAGGCAUCGUCAGAUGGAGUGAGGAUUCCUUUUGGGCUUGGAGUUUGGACUUUCGCUGCGCUUGUCGCUCUAUGUACGGCUAUCGUUGUCGGCGCAGGUGUAGGGGGAGGAUUGGGCGCUGCUUUGGCAAAUAAAUCUAGUGAUUGCUCAACCGACUCGGCAUCUGGUACCGCUCCCGCCGCGACAGCAGAACCAACCGCAACCUCAUGCCCGACACCCGACAACAGCACAUCAGUCAACGACACAGCUCCCUAUGUACCAAGAGCUGCUGACACAGUUAGCCUUCUGGAGCUAAAAUGCCCCGACUCAAAGAAAGACGAGACACGGUACAAGACCAACAAAGGCUACGAGUUCCAAUGGUGGUGUGGCGUCAACGCAGCACAAGGCACUCCAGCUGAGGGAGGAGGUAUUGUUGCCGAUUACGCGCCUAUUUAUGCGUAUACGAUUGAAGACUGUAUGGAAGCUUGCGGCAAUAUGAUCGACAAGGACGCCGAAACCGGCAACGGAGUGAAAUGCGCCAGCAUCGUCUUUUCGAAGCGCAUGAAGGACGAGCUGGACGGCUUAAACGCGAACUGUUGGCUGAAAAAUAAUACCAAGUCAAAGGGCAGUCAAUGGGGUUUUAAGGACGAUUGGUACGCAUACGCGGAGCUAGACAACUAGACAAGUCACAGUGGGGCGUUGGAGGAUGGCAAGAAUAACGAAUGAUUCGAUUGAUACACCUUGAAGUAGUUUAAUUGUAGAAAUGAUACCAAUUCUGCCUCUGUGGAGGUUGAAGCUAUUCCCAACUCACGACCCAACACCCGUACCCGCGGUAACCACGAAAACAGACGAGAAUUAAGGGGAAAUGAGUCCCAG